Messenger RNA from Spodoptera exigua (beet armyworm), 2148 nucleotides. NCBI's taxonomy places the organism in Eukaryota, Metazoa, Arthropoda, Insecta, Lepidoptera, Noctuidae. The record is from the annotation of a GenBank genome assembly.
AUGUUUGUAUUAGUAUUUUACUGUCUCAGCAAUGUGCUUAAUCUUUCAAACGGGAUCGCGUAUGACUCAUUUACUGGUACCGCCUUAAGCAAGGAUGAAGUUGCGAAACAUAUUAAGGAUAACACGACAUACUGGUGCAUGAAUGAGAUUGCACCCUGUGACACUAAAGAAUGGAGACGACUUGAUGGGUCGUGCAAUAACCUGCGCAAUCCUGUCAGAGGAGCAACUCACACGCCCCUCCGUCGGAUUUUACCGCCUUAUUACGAUGAAGAUUAUGAGCCAAUGAAAUCGAAAGCUGGUAAAUUACCGCCAGUUAGAAAACUGCGGACGACUUUACUGUCUGAAGGUCAAAACCCUGACCAGGUUUUUUCUAUACUGGCACCAAAUUUCCUUAUCUUCAUCGCGACUGACAUCUCUAAUACACAUGAUACAGUAUUUUUCUGUCUCAGCAAUGUGCUUAAUCUUUCAAACGGGAUCGCGUAUGACUCAUUUACUGGUACCGCCUUAAGCAAGGAUGAAGUUGCGAAACAUAUUAAGGAUAACACGACAUACUGGUGCAUGAAUGAGAUUGCACCCUGUGACACUAAAGAAUGGAGACGACUUGAUGGGUCGUGCAAUAACCUGCGCAAUCCUGUCAGAGGAGCAACUCACACGCCCCUCCGUCGGAUUUUACCGCCUUAUUACGAUGAAGAUUAUGAGCCAAUGAAAUCGAAAGCUGGUAAAUUACCGCCAGUUAGAAAACUGCGGACGACUUUACUGUCUGAAGGUCAAAACCCUGACCAGGUUUUUUCUAUACUGGCACCAAAUUUCCUUAUCUUCAUCGCGACUGACAUCUCUAAUACACAUGAUACAGUUAAUUACGUAGCGUGGAACCCACAUUGUUGUACUCCUAAAGGCAAAGAUGAUCCUAAGUGCGCUCCUGUAGAAGUGCCACCUGAUGACCCCGUCCAUCGCUACUCUGGCAUCCGUUGCUUGAACCUGACUAAACCACUAACGUACCAAGAUUUUGGAUGUCGCCAGAAAAAUACACCUCCUGAGCGGAUACAAUCUGCCACGCCGUUGUUUGAUAUGUCGACUGUAUAUGGAAAUUCUUUGGACAAAGCUAUAGAGGCUAGAAAAUUCGAAGGUGGCUUAUUGAAGUAUGAAGAAGAAGAGGGCAGGGUGUGGCCACCAGGGGAUGCUACUAACGCUAGCUGUAUUGCGAACCGUAGACCAAAAGAAUCGAGAUGUCAUAAAACACCGUCUAUCGAAACUAACUCACUGGUUACGAUCAAUAUGAUGUCUAUUUGGUUUUGGAGACAUCACAACCAAACAGCCAACAGACUCGCCAAGCUGAACCCAUGUUGGGACGAUGAGAAACUAUUCUACACUGCUAGAGAUAUUAACAUAGCCAUUGAGAUGCAAAUCUUCUUAUAUGAAUUCUUUACCUUGAUGGGAGGGUAUGAAAAUCUUAUUGCUGAUGGUGUGAUAAUUUACAAUGGCUUCAGAGAUACAUAUAAUGAAGCGUUUAUACCACAAAUGUCAAUGGAGUUCCCAUUAGCUCUGCGGUGGGCUCAUACUAUGCAAGAAGGCAAUUUGAAGAUGUACAAUCCCCACGGUGAAUACAUCAAAAAGGUGCCCAUAGUUGACCUUACUUUAAGAACAGGUUUCUUGGCAGUGGAUAAUAAUAUUGAUUACUUAACCCAAGGGACGUUUAGACAAGCUAGUGCUAAGGCUGGAGACAAUAUUGUGGAUCCUGAUACUUUGGAGAAGCUAUCGGAUAUCUACGACUCUGUAGAAGACAUAGAUCUUCUAGCCGCGAUGUGGGUAGAGAAGCCAAUACCUGGCGGUCACGUGCCUCGAAUGUUUUACUCCAUACUCGCCGAACAGUUGCUGCGAACUAUGAAAUCUGAUAGACAUUGGUAUGAGAGACCUAACAGACCACAUGCUUUUACUUUUGAACAACUGCAAGAAAUAAGGAAGGUGACGGUAGCGAGGUUCAUGUGUAACGUCGGUGAUACUGUGACUGAAAUACAACCCAAAGCUUUCCAGAGAAUUGGACCUGGGAAUGAACUCGUGAGCUGUGACCUUAUCCCUGACAUGGAUAUAUCAGCGUGGAAGGACAAAAGUUGCAGUAAGAGCUGGAAUUUCAUCCGACACAGUUAUUAA